AUGCGAUCGAACAAGCCUAAUACAUUUCUACUCGGGCACGCUCGUAGAAUGCGGGCGUAUCGCAUGCGACAAAGACAACAAGAUCCCGACGGCUAUAGAAAACAUAUAGCCGAACAGAGACGCAAUCACCGUCUCCGUACUCAAAAUGACCUUUUAAAAACUCCACAACCAAACACUCGUCAUCCUUCAACUACUCAGAAACGUAAAUCGGAUCGAGAACGUAAACGUCGCUCUCGUAACAACCAGACAAACGAUAUGAAAGAUGCAGAACGAGAAUCGAACCGAAAGUACAAAUCACAGAGGAGUAAAGCCACGACACUGAUCGAUCCGCUCCAAAAAACAAAUGAUAAAACUCACAACAUCAUCCAUCCAGUGAACAAUAACUUAGAACAUGUCACGCCAUAUCACUAUACAGUCUCUAUAUUGUUAAAUUGA
Molecule: messenger RNA, 435 nt
Organism: Adineta ricciae
Lineage: Eukaryota; Metazoa; Rotifera; Eurotatoria; Adinetida; Adinetidae
Source: the annotation of a GenBank genome assembly